Erigeron canadensis is the source of this 824-nucleotide messenger RNA. Its product is annotated as protein C2-DOMAIN ABA-RELATED 4-like. Lineage: Eukaryota; Viridiplantae; Streptophyta; Magnoliopsida; Asterales; Asteraceae. Bases 125 to 622 code for a protein of 165 amino acids. The record is from RefSeq and is a predicted model, not a curated record. The transcript has 3 exons.
AUAUCACAAUCAAAUUCUCUACAAUUUUAUUCUCUCUCUUUCUCAUCUUAUUCAUCAUCAUCAUUAUCUAGUCUACUCAUAAUAAAUUUGUUUAUAACUUAAUAAAAGUAAUUAAUUUGAAGAAAUGGAACACUUGUUGGGUUUGCUAAGAGUUCGAAUCCAUAGAGGCGUAAACCUUGCGGUACGAGAUGUCAAUACGAGUGAUCCUUAUGUUAUUAUCCGUAUGGGCAAACAGAAAUUGAAGACUAGAGUGGUGAAAAACAACGUCAAUCCUGUGUGGGAUGAAGAUUUGACUCUUUCUGUCUUAGAAGCUCUACCGGUUAAACUUGAAGUAUACGACCAUGACACGUUUAGUCCGGAUGACAAGAUGGGAGAAGCUUCAUUUGAUAUCCAGCCAUUCUUGGAAGCUAUUCGGAUGCGUUUAGGGAGUCUGCCAAACAACACAAUCAUCACAAACGUCAAACCAACAAGGACCAACUGUUUGGCCGAAGAAAGCCACGUAAUAUGGCUAGAGGGAAAAGUUGUCCAAAACAUGGUUCUUAGGUUGCAAAAUGUCGAGUGUGGCGAGGUCGAGAUUCAACUCUCGUGGAUCGACAUUCCAGGCUCUAGAGGUCUUCAUUAAUUUGUCUAUUAUUAUUAUUAUAGUUCUUGGCUUGUCUUGUAAAUUUAUGAAACCCGAGCUUUUUUCUUUUCUUUUCUUUUUAUUAAUCCGUUCGUCUUAAUUAUGAUAUUGUCGACGAUAUUGGGAUGUUAUGUAUGUAUAAGAGAGUGUGAGAAUAUGUAAGAUGUUAAGUUGCCAAUAAUGUCAAUCUUAAAUCGAUAAA